Molecule: messenger RNA, 5275 nt
Organism: Hemicordylus capensis (graceful crag lizard)
Lineage: Eukaryota; Metazoa; Chordata; Lepidosauria; Squamata; Cordylidae
Gene: MLLT3
Product: MLLT3 super elongation complex subunit
Exons: 16
Coding region: 953-2341 (462 amino acids)
Biological process (GO): regulation of DNA-templated transcription
Cellular component (GO): super elongation complex
Source: RefSeq, a predicted model, not a curated record
UGAUCAGUGAAGACCCAUAUUGAGAUGCAAACUCCACCCCCACCCCCUUGGAAGGUGGGAGGGUUUGCAGACAUGUGGAUUAAUUGAGAUUUGCCUACACAUUGCCCUUCUCUGGUCUACAGUACUGUACAGCAAUCAGCAAAGUGCAGUUAGGACAAGAGGAGCAACUACACUAAAAUUGGGCCCAGGCUUUGAGUGUGCCCAGGUGGAUGAAGCUGCUGGCCUAUGUGCACUGUGUUGUGGGAGGAGAGGAAAUGUGCACUGGAUGAUCAUCUGCACACCUUCCAAAUGAUUAGAGGACAUACCUUUUUAGUCUGGCUGUCCAUCUGUGUUUGUUGUGCUGUUCAGGUGAAACUGGAGCUUGGGCACCGAGCCCAGGUGAGGAAAAAACCCACUGUGGAGGGUUUUACCCAUGAUUGGAUGGUGUUCGUUAGAGGACCGGAGCAUAGUAACAUUCAGCACUUUGUGGAGAAAGUCGUCUUUCACUUGCAUGACAGCUUCCCUAGGCCAAAAAGAGCAUAUGGCGAGGUUGUGUGUCAUUUUCCCGACUGUGGAUACGCGAAACUGCAGUGUGCAAAGAUCCACCGUACAAAGUUGAGGAAUCUGGGUAUGCUGGUUUCAUUUUGCCGAUAGAGGUUUACUUCAAGAACAAGUUCUGCUGAUUUGCAAAGAUGCUUAUUUCGUUGAACUUCUUGCUGGUGGUGGUUGUUAUGCUUAAAACUGCAUUAGGUGCUGUACAAAAUAAAAACAUGUCCAUCUCAAGAGCUUGUAGUGUAACAAAUGACUGCCUCUGAAUUCUUGACAGGAAGAACCGAAGAAAGUUCGCUUUGACUAUGAUCUGUUCCUGCAUCUGGAAGGCCACCCACCUGUAAAUCAUCUCCGCUGUGAAAAGCUUACUUUCAACAAUCCAACAGAAGAGUUCAGAAGAAAGCUGCUGAAAGCAGGAGGGAUCAUGGUAAUGUCAGAUGGAACAUCAACUGCUUCAGGGCAGAGUCUUCACUUCCCCAACCUUCCCAGUAAUUCCCUCUCUUUUUCUGAAGUGAAGAAGAAAUCAUCUCAUGGGCCAAAGGACCCAAGUAAGAGCAUAAGCACUAGCAGCAGCAGUAGUAACACUUUUUCAAAGCCCCAUAAAUUAACAAAGGAGCACAAGGAGAAACCUUCUAAAGACUCAAAAGAACAUAAAAGUGCCUUCAAAGAACCUUCCAGGGAACAUAACAAAUCUUCCAAAGAAUCCUCUAAGAAACCCAAAGAAAACAAACCAUUAAAGGAUGAAAAAAUAGUUCCUAAAAUGGCCUUCAAGGAACCCAAACCUAUGUCAAAGGAGCCAAAAUCUGAAAAUAACAUACUUACCAUAACAGGUGGACAGCAGCAAGAAAAAAAGGCCCCAACAAAGAGACCUCCUGGUAUGGAUACUGAGGAACUUGCAGCCAAAAAGAAGAAGAAAAGUGGCUCAGAGGCUUUAUUUAAAAGCUUUUCUAGUGCUCCCCCACUGAUACUUACUUGUUCCACCACUGACAAAAAACAGACAAAGGAUAAAUCUCAGUUUAAGAUUGGGAAAGUUAAAAUGGGAAGUGAGACACUUGAAAAGAAAAAGUCAACAUUACCACCAUUUGAUGAUAUUGUGGACCCUAAUGAUUCCGAUAUGGAGGAGAACAUGUCCUCGAAAUCUGAAUCUGAGCAACCUAGUCCUGCCAGUUCAAGCUCCAGCUCCAGCUCCAGUUUUACACCAUCUCAGAACAGUCGACAACAAGAUGAACUUGGUGAAGAGCUGCCAUUUCUCAGCUAUGUUCACCACUAUGCCCUUUUGUGUAAACGUGUUCAACAACAAGAAAAAUGUCCUUUGAGGUCUAUAAUGAAAGAUCUGCAUUCUGAUGAUAAUGAAGAUGAAUCUGAUGAAGCAGAUGAGAAUGACAAUGACUCUGAGAUGGAGAGACCUGUAAAUACUCAUGGAGGAAGCAGGGGCCGCAGGGUUAGUCUAAGUGAUGGAAGUGACAGUGACAGCAGUUCAGCAUCUUCACCGCUACGCCAUGAGCCACCACCUUUAUUAAAAACCAACAACAACCAGAUUCUAGAAGUGAAGAGUCCUGUAAAACAGAGUAAAUCAGAUAAACAGAUAAAGAAUGGUGAUUGCGAUAAGGCAUAUCUUGAUGAACUAGUUGAGCUCCACAGAAGGUUAAUGACACUAAGGGAAAGGCAUGUACUCCAACAGAUCGUAAACCUAAUAGAAGAAACAGGACACUUUCAUAUCACGAACACAACCUUUGAUUUUGACCUUUGCUCACUGGACAAAACCACAGUUAGAAAAUUACAGAGUUACUUGGAAACAUCUGGGGCAUCCUGAGAACAUCACUCCUGGCUGCAUCAAAGACUGUGCUCUUUUUUUUAAAAAAAGAAAUAAAACAUUUAGAAUGAUGCAACCAAAAUAGCGCGUGCAAAAAAAAAAUCAGCCAACUCUCUUCAGCUUUAUUUUUUUGUUGAAGCCAGUCAUCAUCUCUUGAUAAAGGAGAAGAAAAGUGACAAGCCUCAGAGGAUUUGCUCUUCUCACCAAGGAAACGCUCUGGAAGAGUUAGCCUGGAUAGCCUUGAAAAAAAAAAAAACACUUAAUGAAUGUGUAUGGUAUCAUGUAUCUCUCUCUGUGGUAUUCCAGGCCACUAGAUGAAUGCAUGUUCAACACACUGCCUUAUUACAUAACUGAUCUAUUUAUUAUUGCAUACGCAUCUUAAGUCCUUGAGGGAAUGACACUACCAGAUGUUACAAGUCCUUGUGUCCCGUGUAGACUCCUUUGAUGCAGAGCCACCGCCGUCACAAGCCUUCUGACCUUACUCUUAAGAACCCUAAUGUCUUGUUUCCAUUUCCACUGCCCCGCAAAAGAAGAUGGCCGGGGGGGGGGACCAAAAGGUGGCCCAGUUUUUUUCUUUUUGGUUAAUGUUCAAUAGGCUGCAGAAGAAUGGGUCCCCAGGCUGUAUUUGUGUAUUCGAUCUUGGACCAUGGUAGAAAAUGCACCAAAUAAGAUCAUGACUUGCUUUCUAGCCUUAGUCAAUAAACCAGUAGAACUUUUAUGGAAGGGGAAAAGUGUUACUGUAUACUAUCCUGAAUCCAGCAUUGUUUUUGCCAUCAACAUAUUUGUGUCUGUUUUAAUGUGUUAUUAGAUAUCUAUGAAGCUAAAGGCAUUCUAGAGGUUUGCCAUAAAAAUGAGGAACACUAGUCCAGUUUUCUAUGGAAAAGUUGUAGAAAAUCCUAAAUUUGGAGCUAUUUAUUACUAGAAGUUCCAGCACACAGCUGCGUAAAUGUGCAGUUCAAUCUUUUGUUAUAAAAAAUAUAGCCCCCCCCUCCCUUUUGCUGAUACAAUAUAUGGUCUGUUUAGAUUUUGUUUUUUGGCUUUUUUUCUGUCUGAUAAAUUAAAACAUUGUCAUUUAAACGGUUGGGAUAACAACAUGUUGGGAGACGGUUUUGAAGUUUAGUUCUUGCUCAGUAACCCACAUUGGUUUACAGUAAAGCAGUCAACUCAAAGGAAUUAGUUGAUUAAUCAUAUGACUUUUAAUCGAUUAAUCAAUUCAAUUUGCAUAAGUUUGCAUGUGAAUAAACAACAGCUCUGAAGAAAAAGGCCUACUUCCUUUGUUAGAUUAUGCAUGCAGUGGGCACCAUCUUAAGAGACAUCCUCCCCCUGUGCAGAAGAGGGAACACACCUUCUGAGAUGGAGCCUUUCACCCACAGUUUUCAUAAGUAUUUGCAUUAAAAAAUAAAUUUAAAUAUCUUUGUCUCCCCAGUUUAACUGAGGGCACCUUCUUAGCUGACUAAAAGGUGUUUGAGCCAACCAAUUAAUUGAGUACCCAGAAUGUUGGGGGCAAUAUGCUAAAUCAUUGUAAACCGCUUAGAGAGCUCCGGCUAUAAAGCGGUAUAUAAAUGUAAGUGCUAUUGCUAUUGCCAUUGCUAUUAAACAUCACAGCCCUAAUUUCCACAAGUAUUUCUUCUUUAAAAAGAGAAAAAGCUUUCAUUUUUUAACAAGUAGCAACUCUUUACAAAAGGGGAGGGUGCAGAGGAGACAUUUUCCUUUAAAAAGCCAUUGGAGUUAGGAUUUCAGUUAUUUUGCCCUGAUGAAAGAUACUGCUUAAGAAAAGCUUCUGAGUCCGAAGGAUCUGUCCGCCUUAAAGAGAGCCUGUGUUUGAGAAGCUGCCAGUGUAUUUCCAGUGUCUGCUUUCUUGCCAGAAGUCAUAUGUUGCUACAGUCAAGCUACAGCAGCAUCUGUGAGUUUUAUUGUUCCAUGCACAUGGUUUUGUGCAGUGUGUAAAGCUAAGUUCUUACUAGGGGUAUUUCUUCAUAAUCAAAUGGGAAUUCUUAACACUGUUUCUUUAAGUCCAAAGAAAUUAUUUCCUUUUUUGUAUAUGUGUGCGUGUGUGGUUUAUCUUUUUUUUAAAUUAAAAUGUUGUUUGACCAUAAUCUAUGGAAAGUCUUUCUCAGGCUUCCAAAAGAACAAGUGUACUUUUCUUCAGUAAUGUUAUGACUCUUAUUGAUGAUUGGCAUGAAACAUACUUGAAGCGUUAUGUUCUUUUAAGUCCACAUGUUAAUUAAUGUGCAAUUGUUGGUGGGGAGGGGAAGGGGUGGGAGGUUUUUGAAAUCUCUUGACGUUGGGCAUAUGAUGUGACAUUGGAGUGUGGAAGAGGGGCGUUUGAGUGGGGUUUUUUACAUUUUUGUCAGCAUUUUUAUAUGAAACGUUUGAAAAUCUAAAAGCUGUCUCAUUUUUUUAAUAGCACACAUUCACCAUGUUUCAUUUCAGCUGAACACAAACCAUGUGCUUGUUUGGUCCAUUUUGACUUUUCUAACUAAAUUUUGUGGCAAAAACUCUUAAGACGUUGGAAGGUGCACAGACUCGCAUAACAUUGAUUAUAUAUUGGGACACGUCACUGUUUUUUAUUUUGUGGUUUUUAAAAAAAAACUGGAAAAAUAUGUCCGAGCCACAGAAAUAGUAGCUGAUGUACAGAAUCUGUUGGGGGUGGAGGGAUUAACUAUGUAAAGGGAAUAUUACUGCAAUUACAGUAGACUCUUAACUCUGACUUGCAUGUAGUUUCAUCAGUCAUCCUUAUAAAAUGUUAGUUCUCUAGUUUGAUGAGAAUGAGGAUGGAAUAAACACAUUUCAGCUGCAUUUGUGUGUGUUGAAAGUGAAGGGUGUUUUCCACAAAAUUCUGGUAGAAUAAGAGCUGGUAAGUGGUGUCCUUUUUAAAAAAAAAUACUUUAGUUAUUUUGUAUGCUGAAACAAAAUAAAUCCUUUUUCAAUGAA